Molecule: messenger RNA, 1604 nt
Organism: Heterobilharzia americana
Lineage: Eukaryota; Metazoa; Platyhelminthes; Trematoda; Strigeidida; Schistosomatidae
Source: the annotation of a GenBank genome assembly
UAUCUAGGUCACGGAAGUUUGCGGUGUUUUGGAUGGUAGUUAUGUAAACAUAAAAUUCCGGAACAAAGCCAAUCCACUUGCACGCGAAGUUUACCCACAAAAUUACACACUUUUAGUUUUUAAAGGAAGACGUAUCUACUUUUGAAUCAAUAAAUCAAUAUGAUUAAAAGUGAUUUUAUUAAUAAUCGAAGUCAAAGAAAACCUGCUCCACCAAAUAUUGUUGAAGUAACCUAUAUGAGUAUAGAACUUGACUGGAAAGAAGAAUUGAACAGGAUUCUUGAAGAAAUGAGUAAAAGAAAGAUGAAAGUCAAUCCAUUAGCUGAAGUUAUCUUGAAAAAGGAUUCAUCUGAUGAAUGGGAAAAUGGAUAUAUUGGUUAUGAUCAUCGAUAUAUCUGUAAAAAUUUAGAUCCUGAUACAACAUAUUGUUUUAAAAUUCGUUUCAAAAAUUUGAAAGAAUAUGAAAAUUGGAGUGAGAUAGUACAUGUACAGACAGAUCAGAUGCCUGUAACUGGCUACGAUAUACAUGUUGCUGUAAAACAAGGAAAUUCAAUUCAAUUACGAGAAAUACUUGAAAAAAAACAAGCGUGUAUUGAAGCAUUAGAUGAUCUUGGAUUUACUGCUCUUAUGUACUGUGCCCAAAGGAAUUUACCAGAUAUGAUGUCUAUUUUACUGGAAGCAAAUGCAAGUACAGAAACGGAAACGAGUACAGGAAAAACUGCACUUAUGUUUGCCGCUUUCAAGGGAAGUAUUGAAUGCAUGGAACUUCUUCUUGAAUAUGGAGCUGAUGUUAAUCAUGCGGACAAAAAUGGUUUAACAGCUCUACAUAUGGCUGUCGAUGGAGAGCAACCAAGAGCUAUCAGAUUGUUGAUUAAUUCUAGAUCAAAUCUUGAAGCUAUAGAUAAUAAUCUAGGAUGGACACCUCUAUUACGUUGUUCUGCCUUGAAAAAUAAUGGUAAUGUUGAAGUGGCUAGAGAAUUAAUUAAACUAGGCGCUAACAUAAAUGCACAAGAUCAUGAUGGGAAAUCAUCACUUCAUAAUUGUAUUAUAGUUGGACAUUAUAAUUUAUGCCAAUUUCUGUUAGAAAAUAAUGCAAAUAUACAUUUACAGACUAAUAAUGGACAUAAUGCACUUGUGUUAAGUGAAUCAAUUGGAAAUCAGAAAAUUCAAAAGUUAAUCAAGGAAUAUGCAAGUAAACACUCAAUCUAAAGGAUGGCAAGUUGAACUGAUCCACUUGUAUAUCGUACAAUUUCGUCAACAGUUAUAUGUACGCUAUCCCAAGUAUACAUAUCACGAUCACCUUCAUGUUAUAUACAUAUUUCAUGUUUAGAGAAAUAAUGAAACCAGAAAUUCUUUAUUUCACCCAUAUAUUCAAUAUUCAACUUCCUAUCUGUUUGUUUUAAUAGUUGUAGAUUUCAAAAAAUUUAAAAAUUGUGUUUACAUUUGUAUGUUUAUUAGUGUAUACACUCGAUUUCCUUUCUUGUUUAGAAGAAAUACAUUAAUUGUACUAUUUCGUUAAAAUUUCCUAAACUUUUCGACUAUACUAUACUCAUUUCAGUUAGUCCUAAAUCAUUACUACAACAAAUAUAUAUUUUAUUGUUAUUUCA